AUGGCGCUAGAUGAAGUGUUUAUGCAUCUGCGUAUCUUUGAGAUCGGCCAAAAAUUUGGAGAGAACCUACGACAGGGGGCUGGCGGCCACUUGACUGGACACGUUUACUCAUCGUAUUUGAAGAUUGUAUUAGAAGCUAUGACAUUGCUAUGGACCAUGCUUUAUGAGUACUUUGCGUUCGACGUACCAGCUCCAAAGCUAAGAAAAGCUUUCAAGACUGGUAAGCUUAGACUUACAGCUGACCAACUCAAGGGUAGUGGAUCUGUCAUACAUCUUCACCCUGCAUCCUAUGAGAAGGCACUCAAGGCUCGCAAGGCAGGUCGCGGUGUGCGUCUUGACAUCACCAAGCAUGAAAUCAAGAAAGGAUACAAGCAGGCUCAAGGUGGAUCGAUCUGGUCCAAGGUAUGGGGUGGUAUCAAAUCAGCCUUCAAGUUUGCUAAAGAUUCAGGUCUGUUGUCUCGCGCAGCUGAUGCAGCUGUACCAGCCAUUGCGACCGCACUCGGAGCUCCCCAGGGUGCUAUCCCAGCAAGAGCAGCAAUCCGUUCAAUGAGCGGUAUCGGUGUUUAUGAUGACGCGGGUGAUAAGGAAGGAGGACGACUAACUAUGACUGACGUCAAGAAAGGAGCAAAGCGAGCGCUAUCAUAUGCGAAACGUAAGGGUAUUCUAACUGAUGUAGUUGAUUCAGGUGAGAAGUACCUACUAUUUAAGGCUACUAGGCCUGAGCAUGAGGAUCUAAUUAAGUCUAUUCGAGGUGAGGUACGUCGUCGAUAUAGCGUUGGCGUUGCUAAGCCCAAGGCUAUGAUUUAUCCUCAUAUGCGAGAUCAUGAGGCUUACGAAACGUUAUGGAUUAAGAAGCUUAAGGCAUGCAACAAGAAUCUUCCAUUUGCCAUUAAGAAAUGA
Plasmopara halstedii is the source of this 900-nucleotide messenger RNA. RefSeq lists its product as uncharacterized. The record is from RefSeq and is a predicted model, not a curated record. The transcript is spliced from 5 exons. Lineage: Eukaryota; Oomycota; Peronosporomycetes; Peronosporales; Peronosporaceae. The coding region runs from base 1 to 900 and encodes 299 amino acids.